Molecule: messenger RNA, 1547 nt
Organism: Patiria miniata (bat star)
Lineage: Eukaryota; Metazoa; Echinodermata; Asteroidea; Valvatida; Asterinidae
Product: snaclec bothrojaracin subunit beta-like
Exons: 1
Coding region: 202-966 (254 amino acids)
Source: RefSeq, a predicted model, not a curated record
CAAUGCAGACGCAAGCACGCUAGAAGCGAGACAACGCACGAGUCUGGUGACAUUGGAGACACGAGAGAUGAGAUAAAUAACACUAGUGGCUGAACUACAGGGCCUGUAUUUGACAUCGCAGUAACACUGGAUUUCGCCUCAAACGAAUUUCUCUGUCCAACAUUAACUAAAAAUUAAAUCGUGUGUGACCACAAAGCAGAUAUGUGUGGUGCUAGAGUUAUCCCAGUUUUAGGCGUCAGUUUCGCAUUUGUUGUGAUGAUUUGUUUGGAUUUCUGCACCCUACCUUCGGCUGUCGAAGAAUGCCCGCCGUUGUGGAUUCCUUGGGGCUCAUCUUGCUACCGUCUCACCGGCCAGGGGGCGAGCUGGGACGAAGGCCAGGCUUGUUGCCGUGACAUGGGUGCGGUGAUGGCCGCUCCUUUUACAGACGAGGAGAAUGCAUUCAUGGCAACCACAACAAAGAACGCAGGACUAGAUUGGUUAUGGGUUGGUUGCAAAUUCAUCGAUAGAGCAUGGAGGUGCGAGGGCCAGGAAGUCGGUCAGGCGUACUCAAACUGGCGUCCCGGAGAACCGGGCAACAAGGAUGGUGGUUCCAUGCCUUACACUGAUUAUUGCGCUUAUGUUAUUCCAACAAGCCUAGACUGGAAUGACUCCCCCUGCACAGAACGACCCAAAGCUAUGUGUGUCCUGCGAUCACCAGCACACAUUCGGCACCAGGGCUUCUCUCGAGGCAACGCUCAGCAGCAGCAACUCAACUGGUGCCUCGUCGAUCAUGUCAUCAGAGAAUUCGUCACCAAGAGCGCCUCAAGAUGCGCCUCUGCCUGCCUGAAGGAACCGGGAUGUCGCUCCUUCAACAUCAAGGGCACCAAACAAGAACAGAAACUGUGUCAGCUCAAUGAUGCAGUUCGCGCCGAUAGUCUAGAGAAGUUUCAAGAGGUCAGCACUCAAUGCGUUUACUACUCUGCCUAAAAAUGUAACAUUACCACUAAAACUCUUUAAAUCACCUUUCGAGCUAGAAAUUAUAAUAUAGUCAUUGCAUGUCAAAACUAGAGUUGUUCAGUUACAUACAUUAAGUGCUUUCUACGGAGUUCAUGUAUUAUUCGUGUUUUCUGAUGUGUUGAUUUGGAUUAUUUGGAACAUUGAGGUAGCCUUUAUGUGUUUACCUUCAGUUAUCUUGCCUCAUCUGUUCAGCCUGUUACUCUUGUCUUUGUUCCUUAUACGACCCGUUUACUUACUUUGAAAUCUAACAUGAUGCGGCCCGAUUGACACCAUGUUAGCAUGUCGAUUUAAAUAAAAUAUUUGUAGAUGUCCAAACGUUCGACCUCGAAAAUAAUCAACAAUCAAACCCAAAGAUACAUUCCCUUCCUUUCAAUCAGCCCCCUCCUUUCUUAAAACUUAAACCAUUGCGUUGAGUCGAGAUGAAAAUGCAAGCAUUCCUCGUAGCAUGAUUGUUGAUUUUAAGGGACGUACUUGGGGAUCUUAUACAAUCGUGCUACGAAGUAUAAUACUGACGAAAUAAAAAACCAUGGGUUAUUAGUUGUUCAAGUUUA